AGAGAGCAUCAAGGGCGGAAGACCCCUCGCACGCACGUCUACUUCUCUUCUUCGCUCGCACGAGUCGUGAAGGAACAUGACAUAGUGACAUGAGCGAGGCGGACGACCUCGACAUCCUCGUCUCCAGCCAACACCGGAAGCUCAUGGCCGCCGCCGCCGCGGAGUCCGACCUCGAAUUCGCCUUUCGCCUACAGAUGGAGGAGGCCAUGACCGCCUCCCUCGCCCUCCAUCCCUCCCAUCGCCCCUCUUCCUCCCGCCCCUCCUCCUCCACCGCCGCCGCCGCCACCUCCUCCUCCGCCUUGCCGCCGAUCAUCGCUGCAUCUGCCGGUGGUAAAGUAGACGACGACGACGACGACGAAGGCCUCGCCCAAGUCAUGCGCCUGCAGGCCCUCGAGCUAGAGCGCUUCCACCUAGAGAGAAAGGACAGCGACCGGUGCCAGGAAGAGCUCCGCCGCAUCGCCGACGAUCUCCGCCGCUGCGCCCACGACGAGCGCUUCGCCCGCGAGAUCCUCGAGAUGCCCGAGGACGAGUGGGAGGAGUAUGGCGACGAGUUCGAGCGACCGAUUGAGGCGGCCCGCAUCGUGGACGAGCCCACCUUCCGCCUCUAUUUCAAGGGCAUGGCCAGCCGGGUCCUCGUGAAGGACGCCUGGGUCCACCUCGCCGCGAUUGGGGUUGCCGUUUGCGAUCACAAAGACAAUCCGGUGCUGAAGAUCCAGAAACCGGUGCCGGUCUCGGCCGCUGGGACUUGUCGCGAGGUUUUGGAGGCGAAAGCGCUGGUCGAGGGCCUGAACGCGGUCAUCUCGUUGGGCAUCAAGAGGCUUCGCGUGUUCUGCGACUACAGGACGCUCUACAAUCAUGUUAAAGGUAUAUGGGGCAUUAAAAAGAUUAAACUUGCCAACAUGAUCAAUCAAGUCCACAUGCUCCAGAGAAAAUUUGAAAAAUGCCAAAUAUUUUUGCUGCCACGUUGCCGUGUCAGAUUUGCAUUCAGAUUAGCAAGGGAUGUCUUAGACUCUCAGCUGUCCAAGAAUGUGGACCUAGUUGGCCUCAAAGCUCUGAGGGAGACAUGCAAUAUCUGUUUGGAAGUUAACGAUUCUUCUGAAAUGUUUGCUGUGGAUGGUUGUUUGCACAGGUUUUGUUUCUCCUGUAUGAAACAGCAUGUCGAAGUUAAACUGCAUCAUGGAAUACUACCUGGUUGUCCACAAGAUGGCUGCGAAGUGAAGCUUGAUACAGAAGGUGCUAGGAAAUUUUUACCACCUAGAUUACUAGAAAUUAUGGGUCAGCGUCUAAAGGAGGCAUCAAUACCUGCAACUGAAAGAGUUUACUGCCCAUACCCUAGGUGCUCAGCUCUGAUGUCAAGAAGUGAAGCAAUUUGCCCUCAGUUGGAGUCUUCUUUUAAGAAAGUGAAUGUUGAUGCAUCUGGAUUAAGGAAAUGUAGCAAAUGCAAUGGUUCUUUUUGCAUUAGGUGUAAGGUUCCUUGGCAUGAGAGACUAUCAUGCUCUGACUUCAAGAGGUUAAAUCCACAUCUCCAUCCAGAAGAGACAAAGUUACAAUCCCUUGCAAAGCAAAAGUUAUGGCGCCAGUGUGUUAAGUGCAACCACAUGAUUGAACUGACAGAAGGUUGUUUUCACAUGACAUGCAGGUGUGGAUACGAAUUCUGUUACACCUGUGGGGCUGAAUGGAAGAACAAAACCCAAACAUGUAAGUGCCCAUUGUUCGAGUAUGAAUCUGAUGAGGAUUCAGAAUUGGACGAUGAUGAAGAUGGAGACGAGGAUUAUGAGGAGGAUGAGGACUACGAUGAUUCUGAUUACGACGAUGACUAUUAUGGGAAUUACAGGCGCCUGUUUUAGGGCUAACACUUUUGCACUUCUCUGUCACUUAUGGUUUAAUAUCUCUUUUAUUUACACUGUUCUUGGGAUCUGCACUUAAAAAACUCUUGCACUUUCAAGGGUUUCUUUAAUGUCGUAGGCUUAUAGGAAUGAACAACUUGGCAUAGACGUGACUUCUAAUGUUGAUGCCUAAUGCUUUGCUUUGGA
Molecule: messenger RNA, 2033 nt
Organism: Musa acuminata AAA Group (dessert banana)
Lineage: Eukaryota; Viridiplantae; Streptophyta; Magnoliopsida; Zingiberales; Musaceae
Product: E3 ubiquitin-protein ligase RSL1-like
Exons: 3
Coding region: 90-1847 (585 amino acids)
Biological process (GO): protein polyubiquitination; positive regulation of proteasomal ubiquitin-dependent protein catabolic process; ubiquitin-dependent protein catabolic process
Cellular component (GO): cytoplasm; ubiquitin ligase complex
Molecular function (GO): RNA-DNA hybrid ribonuclease activity; zinc ion binding; ubiquitin protein ligase activity
Source: RefSeq, a predicted model, not a curated record